AUGGCUCAGUACGGAAUGGAUUCUGAGAAGAAGUACUCCCUUGCGAUAGUGGGUGGAGGAAUUGGAGGGCUUUGCACUGCGAUUGGGUUGUUGAAGCAAGGUGUUGAUGUUCACAUAUAUGAAGCGGCUCCCCAGUUCUCGGAAAUCGGAGCAGGCGUCUCCCUAGGUCCCAAUGCCGCUCGAGCUCUCAAAAUGAUCGAUCCAGCCUUGUACGCCGGAUACGAAAAGACUCGGACGAACAACGCCUGGCUUGAGAAACAACAUCACUGGUUUACUUUCCGCAUAGGAGACGACGCGAGCAAGACACUCCCCGAAACCCAUCUCUUGGACCUCCACUGCGAGACAGGGCAAUCCAGCGUCCACCGAGCACGAUUCCUCGACGAGCUGGUAGGCCUCGUACCAGAGCACAUCGCCCACUUCGGCAAGAAACUCCUCUCAAUAGACGAACGCCCCUCUUCCAUCACCCUCCACUUCACAGACGGCACCACCGCCACGCACUCCGCCGCAAUCGGCUGCGACGGCGUAAAAAGCAUCACCCGCCCCCUCGUCCUAGGGAAAUCCUCCCCAGCAAGCGCCCCCACCUUCACAGGAAAAUACGCCUACCGCGGCCUCAUCCCCAUGUCCACCGCAGCUGCCAUCCUCGGCGACGAGCUGGCGCGCAAUGCACAGCAAUAUCUCGGGCACGGAGCGCACGUCCUCACAUAUCCCAUCUCCAACGGCGCGAUUCUGAACGUCGUGGCGUUCGGCACGAAGGCUGACGGGAGGUGGGAGGGCGAGUGGGUGAAGCCGAUGGAUCGGGAGGGGAUGAUGAGGGAGUUUGAGGGGUGGAUUGAACCGGUGCAGAAGAUUCUUGGACUGAUGGAGAGGAGCGAGGUUUGGGCUUUGUUUGAUCAUCCGAAUGCUGAGAGUUACGUGAGUGAAGGCGGGAGGAUUUGUCUUUUGGGUGACGCGGCUCAUGCAUCUACGCCGCAUAAUGGGGCUGGUGCGGGUCAGGCUGUGGAGGAUGCGUUGAUUCUGUCGAGGUUUAUGGGGUGUGUAAGGGAGGAGAGGGACAUUGAGAAGGCGUUCAGGGCGUAUGAUGUUGUUAGGAGGCCGAGGAGUCAGAUGCAGGUUGAGAAGGCGAGGUUUGCGGGUUUGGUGUAUGAUAUGCAGGCGCCGGGGACUGGGGAUGAUUUGGGGAAGAUGAGGGAGCAGUUGUCGGAUAGGAGAUGGUUGUGGGAGCAUGAUUUGGAGGCGGAUGUGAGGGAGGUGGAGAGGUUGUUUUGUGAAGGGAGGAAAGAGAAUGGGGUCAAGGUUUGA
This is a messenger RNA of Zasmidium cellare ATCC 36951, 1299 nucleotides long. RefSeq lists its product as uncharacterized. The transcript has 3 exons. Bases 1 to 1299 code for a protein of 432 amino acids. Gene Ontology annotation, molecular function: FAD binding. The record is from RefSeq and is a predicted model, not a curated record. Gene Ontology annotation, biological process: secondary metabolite biosynthetic process. NCBI's taxonomy places the organism in Eukaryota, Fungi, Ascomycota, Dothideomycetes, Mycosphaerellales, Mycosphaerellaceae.